AUGGGGUGCGGAUGUGUCUCUCAACACCAGGUGGGAAUUCCUGGUGGCGGACCUCGUCAGUUUCUGUACACAGCCACAGACAAGGAGUUUGUUCGCACACUGGACAAAGAGGAGCUCAAGGAAAAGAAUCUGCUGCUGACUUACUUCCGGCUGGACCACGAGGGACAUUUCGUUGUCACAGACGGAUUUCGAGACCUUGUUCGCCGAAAAGGCGUACCAAGGAGGUAUCGAUGGCGAGCAUGGCGGGCACUCACAGGAUGGAGUGCCCUUGCAAAGCCAGGAUGGUACGAGAG
This is a messenger RNA of Symbiodinium sp. CCMP2592, 293 nucleotides long. NCBI's taxonomy places the organism in Eukaryota, Dinophyceae, Suessiales, Symbiodiniaceae. The record is from the annotation of a GenBank genome assembly.